Molecule: messenger RNA, 1409 nt
Organism: Cicer arietinum (chickpea)
Lineage: Eukaryota; Viridiplantae; Streptophyta; Magnoliopsida; Fabales; Fabaceae
Product: ETHYLENE INSENSITIVE 3-like 5 protein
Cellular component (GO): nucleus
Molecular function (GO): DNA-binding transcription factor activity; DNA binding
Source: RefSeq, a predicted model, not a curated record
UAUUUCACAUAAAUAUACCAUAUACUUAAACUCAAGCUAUGGUGGUAAUCAGUGAAGAAAUCGAUCCUUAUGCACAAGAAGGAACUGAAGAAGAUACUGAAAGUGUGGAUUAUGAGGAGCUAAAGAAACGCAUGUGGAAGGACAAGAUUCUGCUACAGAAACUCAAGGAAAAACGAGAACAGGACAAUGAACCAGAGCAACAAGCAAAACAAGAAGCAUCAAGAAGAAAAAAGAUGUCAAGAGCACAAGAUUCAGUUCUCAAAUACAUGGCAAAGAUCAUGGAUGUUUGCAAAGCAAAAGGUUUCGUCUACGGAAUCAUACCAGAAAAGGGAAAACCAGUAUCAGGUUCAUCUGAUAGCUUACGCGAAUGGUGGAAAGAUCAAAUCCAUUUCGAUCAAACCGCACCACUAGCAGUUGCCAAAUACUUACCCCUCCUUGAAAAAGACAAGGAAACAUUCAACAUAAUGGAUGAUCCAAAUUCCUAUAUACACCUCCUCCAAGAUUUACAAGACUCAACACUUGGUUCACUUCUUUCUGCUCUGAUGCAACACUGUGUCCCACCACAGAGAAGGUUUCCACUUGAGAGAGGAAUAUCUCCACCUUGGUGGCCCAAUGGAUCAGAAAUUUGGUGGGGCCAACAGGGCUUGUUGGCCCAAGAACAAGGCCCACCACCUUAUAAGAAACCACAUGACCUUAAAAAGACAUGGAAAGUUUCUGUUUUGGCUGGUGUUAUAAAAUACAUGUCACCUGAUUUGGAGAAGUUGAGAAGAUUGGUUACACAGUCUAAAACUUUGCAAGAUAAGAUGACAGCUAGAGAUAGUGCAACUUGGUGUAAAGUUAUGAACCAAGAAGAAGCUUUGCUCGGAAUUACUAAUAAGUGUUUUAAGUUAUCUAUUUCCGAGGAAGGCGAAAGUUCUGGUAGUAAUAAUAGUAUUAGCAGCAAUAGCAGUAGUAGUAGAAGCGAGAAAAGAAGGAAGUGUGUGUUUGAUCAGAGUGAGUUAGUACCUACUGGAUUUCCUGAUAAAUUUGUUUCGAAUUUCGAUGAUUGUGAAGCGCGAGCUGAUGAAAAUGUUGAGGAUUGGUUGAAUAUGGGAGAGAUUGAAUUUGGAUGGGAGGUUGGACAUUGGUUGAAUGAUGUGGAUGAUGCUGAACUGCAAGCGGCAUUGGAAAUGGUUAACGGUAAUAACAACGUAGAUUUUACUCUUGAUGAUUCAGCUCAUAACACAGAAGGGCAAGAGGAAGAUGACUCAAUUUGGGACUUUAGAUAUCAGUACCAUCCAGAGCAAUAAUACUAUAACAAACAUGUUCAGUGGGAUCAAUGCAGUUUUAUUAUAUUGUAUUAUUAGUAUCUCCUGUCACCACGUUUAUUUGUUGUAAUGCUUUAGAUUUACUAUCUCUUUAUAUUGCUA